Schistosoma haematobium is the source of this 2657-nucleotide messenger RNA. RefSeq names its product ribosome-binding protein (gene NMD3). NCBI's taxonomy places the organism in Eukaryota, Metazoa, Platyhelminthes, Trematoda, Strigeidida, Schistosomatidae. The record is from RefSeq and is a predicted model, not a curated record. Gene Ontology annotation, molecular function: ribosomal large subunit binding. Gene Ontology annotation, biological process: ribosomal large subunit export from nucleus. The transcript is spliced from 12 exons. The coding region runs from base 131 to 1654 and encodes 507 amino acids. Gene Ontology annotation, cellular component: nucleus; cytoplasm.
AGGUCUCACACAUUUGAAAAGAAGGACAUCACGUGUGUUCGGAUGCGGGUAGACUUCUAGCUACUGUACAUUAACACCACCACUAAAUAAAUAUUCACUUGUGUUAUACCUCGAGAUCCAUUCGUAAAAGAUGGCUGAUCAAGGUUUAUCUUUAAUUCUCUGCUGCAAAUGUGGCGUUCAAAUUUAUUCUAAUACUGCAAACAUGUGCUUCACAUGCCUAUCCAGUGAAGCGGACAUUGCUGAACAUAUCGACCGUCAAAAUACUGUGACUUUUUGUCCGAAAUGUGAACGUUAUUUAAAUCCACCAUCUAAUUGGGUUUCUGCCGAACCAGAGUCACCAGAAUUGCUUUCAUUAUGCAUCAAGAAGAUCCGUGGACUGAAGAAAGGUUUGGAAGUUCGGAAUGCUAGGUUUAUGUGGACGGAGCCUCAUAGUAGAAGAAUAUCUAUAGAGAUAACCGUGCAGGGAACAUUACAAACAGGUGAUCGUGUUGAACAGCAAAUUCCAAUCAAUUUCACAGUUCACACUCAACAAUGUACCUCAUGUACUCGUAACGCUGCCAAAGAUUUUUGGAAUGCCUGCGUCCAAGUUCGUCAAAAAGUCGAUCAUAAAAAAACACUAUUGCAUUUAGAACAAGUCAUUCUUCGGUCUGGUGCACAUAAAACUUGUUCAAAUAUCAAGCAAGUUUCAGGAGGUAUUGACUUCUUUUUCAGCACUCGUUCACAAGCAGUCACGUUUGUGAAUUUUCUCUCCAAACGUUCUCCUUGCCGCUAUCAAACUGCACAACAUUUAAAGUCGCAUGAUGUAAACAAUAAUACUUACAAUUACAAAUACACAUUUUCUGUGGAAAUUGCACCAGUUUGUAAAAAUGACAUAGUUUGCUUAUCUCGAGCUCAGUCACAAAAGUUGGGUGGUAUCAGUCAGUUGUGUGUUGUCAGCAAAGUUACCGAUGCCAUUCACUUAAUCGAUCCUUUAACUUGUCAAGUUUGUUAUGUAGACAGUAAGGCUUAUUUCUCAUCUCCAUUCAUGUCAAUUACAACACAAAAACGCUUUUCACCAUUUGUCGUACUUGAAAUUGAAGAACAAAGAGAUGAUUCUAGCCAAAUGAAUUCUUCCAAAAAAUCAUACACUACAUCAAGUACUUCAUACCCCGUCGGUGCAAAGUUGUCUCAAAAACACUCACCGGUUUCUGUAUGGGUAAUGAAAGAUCCAUCUAACGAGACAGGUUUAGUCCAGCUUGAUAAUGAAUCGGAUUGUGGUAUAAUUCAUACUAGAUCACAUCUUGGCCGUAUUUUACAUCCUGGAGAUAAAGUACUUGGGUUAGAUUUGCGAAAUUGCAAUAUAAACAAUACAGAAUUUGAAAAACUUCCAGAAGAUAAAAUUCCUGACAUCAUACUAGUUUUACGUCCCAGCCAGUCAAAGAAUGCAGCUGGGGAUAAAAACAACGGACCAAGUAAACGUAAGCGCAUUCGAAAACAUUCAUUGAAUGCAGCAGAUUCUGAAUGUGAUACUUCUACCCAGGCAGUGAAUACAAACUUCUCAUCAUCAGAGGAUGAGUAUGUGUCAUUCGGUGAGGAGGACGAGGAUGAAACACUUGAAUUUUUCAAUAUGGACACUAGUUUUGAUGAACCCAAUGAAGGAACAUCAUUAAAUUAGCCAUAGUUUCAUGAAACCUAACACAAUAAUGAAACUCUCAGAGGUGUAUUUAUAAUUCACUGUUGUAUUUAUUUUGCUUUUUAUUGAUAUUAUUUUCGGAUGAUUUCUCAUAAAUAAAUACUGAUUUCAACAACAAUUUUGUUUAUAUCAGUCAUAUCAUUAUGUUAAAGUGAUAAAGUGAUUCAUCUCUUUUCUUGUCUGAAUAAAGUUAUGUUGUAGUUUUUUUUAUUCAACGUUUGUUGGACAUUGUCGUUGCUUUCUUUCUUCUUUUUAUGUUAAGGUCGAUGGUUACAGAUUUUGUGUUUGAAGUAAACAUUCACAGUUUAUCUCGUGUGAAAACUUGCAAAUAAUCACACAGUAGCAUAGGAAACAAGCGUAACUUAUAUUUCUCAAUGUCUUUAAGUAAAAAAAUUUUCGUCCAUCGUAAGGAUAGUGUUACAUAUAGAAUUUGUACAAUUUAAGCACUCGAACGCAAGUUAGAAGACAAGACGAGCGGAAGGGAAUCUUGUUCCAGACAGUGUCAAAUAUGGUACAAAACACUCGGGUGUUUGCAGUUUUUAGUAUAAACGAAAUCAUCAUUAUAGUCAUCCAACCCGCAUGCAGUGAUUUUUAGCAUUUAUCCAGUCGAAAAGGUACACAUCAAGAUUCUAGAAUAUUCCAAAAGAUGAUUGGGUGGAAUGUCUUCGGCUCUUUCAGGGCUUCCUGAAGUUCACUGGGGGCCGUCCCCACACUUUUGUAUAAGACUUUCUGCUCCUGUUCACUUGAAAUUUGGUUACCGCCUUUCUCUUGCUGUCCGUCACUCUUGAAGUUGGCACUGUCUUGGCAUUUCGUAUUUUACAUCUGCUUUCGUUCUCUUUACGGCUUUUUUGAGAUGAAUCCACGAGCAUUUAAAACGGGAGUCGACUUUGUCUAAUCGUUAUUCCUUUUGAAUUUGAUUGACAUAUCUUAUAAAAGUCCAAACACUUCUCCGAACUAAGUGCAGUCCAUUUCCAAUCCGACGUUC